Molecule: messenger RNA, 1415 nt
Organism: Chiloscyllium plagiosum (whitespotted bambooshark)
Lineage: Eukaryota; Metazoa; Chordata; Chondrichthyes; Orectolobiformes; Hemiscylliidae
Source: RefSeq, a predicted model, not a curated record
AAGGUUUACACAAAAGCUUCACAAGACGAAUGCUUAAAGUGUAGUCAAGAAUGGACAAGAACGAAUUGGCUUUAUCUCCGAAUGAACAGCAAAAACACCCUCCUGAGGGCACUGUGAUAUUUGAGCAACGCAAGGCUGUAAAUGCUGCCACCAGUGAACGUGUGCAUGAAGGUGACGAGAAUGUAGAGCGAGGUAACUGGUCCUCGAAGACUGACUACUUGCUCUCAGUGAUCGGUUCUGCUGUGGGUUUGGGCAAUGUAUGGAGAUUCCCGUACCUGGCUUACAGAAAUGGAGGAGGUAUUGUCAUGAAAUCCAAAAUACAGGGGAGAGAAAAGUACAAAGACAACAAUUAAAUGGCUUGACAAAUAACAUUCAAUGGACGAGAGGGCAUUUUAAUCUGCAGUCACCAACAGUUUAUACCAUCCACCCUUAGUCCACACUAGCACAGUGAACAACUUUCAAUUAUAAAAACAGUAUGUCUGCAAUUUAACAAAAACACACCAUCACAAACAGGCAGUACAAAAAUAACUGACCUUUUUGACAAGACGGAAGUGCUGCUGACUUCAGGACAUGCAAAUUGUGACUGGUAGGUUACUUCAGUAUUUCAGGUGAUAUCAAUUGUGACUUCCUUUGGAGACUGUGAAGAGCACAAAGGAGAACUGAGGACAGCAUCUCAGAAAGGGCUUCAAUUUGAAACAUUUUUGCACCAGUGACCUUCUUAGGAACUUUAAUUUAUUUGUGCUCUUUUGUGUUUAACAACAGUUCAGUAAAUUUGAGAGGAUAGCUGAGAACCUACGUUGUGGAUGAAAGUGCUGUUUCCUAUUGCGAUGAUAGUGUUUAUGCACUUAACACUGCUAUUCAAUUAAUGAUCUUCCAUAUGACUGCUGCUCAUGUCAAAUUAUGCAUCUCACAAAGAAUCAGAGAAUUCUGACAGUGCAGAUAGAGGCCAUUCGAUCCAUCAUGUCUGCACUGUUUAUUCCUGUAUCCCUGCGUUUCCCGUGGCCUAUCCACUUGGUCUGCAGAUGUGGACCUUACAAAGAGGACGUGGUUUUCCUAGUCGAUAUGGGGGCAGCAAGGUCAUCCUUAAAUUUUAAGCCCAAGGGAAUGGGAACGAAAAAGUUAAUUGGAUUAUGGUAACAUAAUGAGUCUUGUGGCAAUCAUUUUGGUGGUUAUGGCCGAUAUUUGGGACGGAGUUUCUCCCAUUACGUUGACGGUUUCAUUAACUUUUCAAGGGCAGCCGCCAGUUUCUGUAUUUCUACCCCUGCCCUUGUAGUGCCGUAGUUUGGAAUAGUGUCCACAACAGACGGUCUCCUUCAGAGAUCUCUCGGGCCUUACGUCUUAUUCCCCCCUCCUUUCUCAGGUUGUGCUCAUGUUUUUCUAAUCUGAGGUGAGAAACUAUAUAAGUGAGGUAACAG